CCGGCCAAAUUUCUCUACCUUAAUUCUCUUUCCCCCCCCUUCCCCUUCGACGAGCACGACGAACGACAACGCAGUUUCACCCAGCUUCCGAACUGCAUAAUAACCGGCACCAUGUCUGACGGCGGCGAGAUCGAGGUCGAGAGCGUCCAGUACGACGUCCUCCCCAAGGACGUUGUCAAGGAGGUCGGCAACAUCAAGCUCUUCAACAAGUGGGACUACGAUGUCGAGGUCCGCGAUAUCUCUCUAACUGACUACAUCUCCCUCCGGAACCCCGUCUACAUCACCCACUCGGCCGGUCGCUAUGCCACCAAGCGCUUCCGCAAGGCCAACUGCCCCAUCAUUGAGCGCCUGACCAACUCGCUCAUGAUGCACGGCCGCAACAACGGCAAGAAGCUCAUGGCUGUCCGCAUUGUCGCCCACGCCUUUGAGAUUAUCCACCUCAUGACCGACCAGAACCCCAUCCAGGUCGCCGUCGACGCCAUCGUCAACUGCGGUCCCCGUGAAGACUCCACCCGUAUCGGUUCCGCCGGCACUGUCCGUCGCCAGGCCGUCGACGUCUCCCCCCUGCGCCGCGUCAAUCAGGCCAUCGCGCUCCUGACCACCGGCGCCCGCGAGGCCUCUUUCCGCAACAUCAAGAGCAUCGCCGAGUGCCUUGCCGAGGAGCUGAUCAACGCCGCCAAGGGCAGCAGCAACUCGUACGCCAUCAAGAAGAAGGACGAGCUGGAGCGUGUCGCCAAGUCCAACCGGUAAACGCGUUUCACUCGGGAAGGCUGGGGAUCCGACGGGGAACGCGACACGCUUCGAACCAGAAUGUCCCAAAAUGGGAAAAAGGUGUAUCGUCGUGUGCUUUUUUUUUCGUUGGUUCUGGGGGAUGGCAGAUACAGGGAGGGUCCAAGAAAAAAAUCACCCAAGGGGUUCGGAGAGGUGGGAUUGCGUAUUGAGACAACUACGGAAAAGAGGCGUGGGAUUUGUUUUUGACACAGGCAUCCUUGCAAACGGCGGCGGCAUAGGAACGGACGGCGCCCCCGCCUUUGCUGCGUUUGUGCGUUAAAGGUGACACUUUGGGAACGCGGCUACGGCAUCUUGUCUCUUACGGCUCUAGGUGGUUUCUCCCAAUAUAUGCCAGGCUCGGUUAUGAGCACCAU
Molecule: messenger RNA, 1145 nt
Organism: Sodiomyces alkalinus F11
Lineage: Eukaryota; Fungi; Ascomycota; Sordariomycetes; Glomerellales; Plectosphaerellaceae
Product: 40S ribosomal protein S5-B
Exons: 3
Coding region: 112-750 (212 amino acids)
Biological process (GO): translation; ribosomal small subunit assembly
Cellular component (GO): cytosolic small ribosomal subunit; ribosome
Molecular function (GO): rRNA binding; structural constituent of ribosome; mRNA binding
Source: RefSeq, a predicted model, not a curated record